AAAACACCGCUUUCAUUACUUCAAAAGAGUUCACUCACUCAUCCUCACUCACUCCUCCCCCUCCUCCCAAGCUAUGGACUACGACCGUUACGACGCUACCCUCCAUUACAUUUUCAAACAAACUCAGGGUGACGCUUGGUUCAGACCUCAUGAAGACCAAGUACCUCCAGGCGUAUGUCUUCGUACUCAUGAUGGUCAAUUUCGUGUAUUUCCAUACGAGAAUGCCGCACUCGCUCCUUUCGAGGCUGCAGUAUCUGCUCUAAACCCACUAGUAGCAGUCAAAGUUAGGAGUGCCGCAGUACACGCUGCAUUGGCAGAACAAGCCAUCGAUGACUGCAUCUACGUAGAUGCAAAUACUCGCAUUCAAGUCCUAGAUUCAAUGGUCCUCCUUCCACAAGCAGAAAAGGAUCAGAACGCUGCUUUUAUCCGCGAUGAACGUGUACUCGUCGUUUGGAGCGACUCUCUCGAUACAAUAAUCCCAAUCGCGCGCGACUUUGAAGAUCGUCUCAUUCGUCUACUCUGGCGUAGUCGUCCACCUCUCCCUUCAGAACUAUCUCUCUACUCUCACUCAGAGAAACCAGAACCACAGCUCACUCCUUCUUCUACCGUCAACUCCGAAUCCCUCAAACGCACCUGGUACGGACGUGUCGUUCCCUCAGACCAUGAUCCCGAAAAACCACAAAAAUCAACUAAACGUCCCAUCAUGCUCUAUUCUCCAAUUUACAACGGUCUAUCCGCCGCACUCGCUUUUGUUUUUAUCGGAAACGGUCUGCGCACUCUCCUUAUAGAAUUUCGCCUAGACGGCAACUACACUCAUUUCGCUCUCUGCGCUCUCAUGCCACUUCUCUUUUGCGUCUCUUUGUUCUUUACCCUCCAAAUCAUACAGAGCGUCUCCUUUGCCAUUGGUCCCAUCGCUCACUAUCACCAAAACAGCCGCUACUACUCCGCAAUCCGACCCGCUCCGAACCCCGCCGUCGACAAUGCCCUCCCCCACAUCACAAUCCAAAUGCCAGUCUACAAAGAAAGUCUCGCAACUGUCCUCACCCCCUCCCUCAUAUCCCUCAAGACAGCAAUGCAGACAUACGCACGCCACGGCGGCACAUCCAGCCUCUUCAUCAACGAUGACGGUCUCCGCCUCCUCCCCCCAGACCAAGCAAAAGAACGCAUCGAGUACUACGCAACCCACGGUAUCGGCUGGAUCGCAAGACCCAAACACGGUCACCAAGGCUUCAUACGUGCAGGCCGCUUCAAAAAAGCCUCCAACAUGAACUACGCACUCGACAUCUCCCUCCGCCUCGAACGCAUCCUCGAAGAACUCCAAUCCCCGACCACCCCCCACCACAGCCUCAGCCUCAGCCACAGCCAACACACAAGCUUCGCACUAAACAACGCGAGCAGAGAUAGCAACAUCUUCACCCCUCCAAACCCACCUUUCCACCGCGCUAGCGUCAGCACCACUUUCAGCGCCCAAUCAGCUGCUACGGGCGGGACGGGCACGGAUGGGGGGAGUAUGCUUAGUGUCCCUGGGCAGAGUCCUGGGACAUAUGGAUUACAGUAUAUUGGGAAAGAUGGGGAUGAGCAGGGGUUUGUACCGCCUUUUGUCGUUGGGCCUAAUGGAGGCGGGAGUUUACCAGGUACGCCAAGACCUAGUGCGCCUGUACUUGGUACACCGCGAACUAGUACCCCCCCAAUGCCUCCAACAACGCCACCAACGCCCCCAAUGCCGCAUGAACAACCCACACUCGCUUCGACGCCUAUCGAAGACCUCGAAGAGCGGGCUCUACAACUGGCUAUGGAAGAAGUAUACCACACCUCUGGAACAAACCACCGUCCAUGGGCAGCAAACGCCCGCGCAUGCCGAAUCGGAUCUAUUAUUUUAUUGGUAGACGCUGACACGGUCGUCCCUGCUGAUUGUUUCCGCGAUGCCGCGAGGGAGUUUGGAGAGGAUGAGGGUGCUGAGGUUGGGGUUUUGCAGCAUGAGAGUGACGUCCUCCAAGUAGCAAACCACUACUUCGAAAACGCCAUCGCCUUCUUCACCCGCCGAAUCAACAAAUGCAUCAGCAUGAUGUGCGCAAACGGAGAAGUAGCUCCUUUUGUGGGGCAUAAUGCUUUUUUGAGGUGGAGUGCUUUGCAGGAUGCUGUUUUUGUUGAUGGGGAUGUUCACUUUGACGAUCCUGGUUCUGGUUCUGAUCAUCGUACUGGUGGGGGUACUAGUACGGGUGUGGGUCCUCGUGAGGGUGGAAAUAGGAAAGGCAAAGCACCAGCACAUGCACAAGCUAGAGGAACGCAGAUGAAGAUAUGGAGCGAGGAUAACGUCAGUGAGGAUUUUGAUAUGGCGCUUAGGCUUUUGCGUCAGGGGUAUAUCGUCAGAUGGGCGACCUACUCGCUGGGCGGGUUCAAAGAAGGUGUAUCGCUUACUGUGGACGAUGAGUUGAAUAGGUGGCAGAAGUAUGCUUAUGGGUGUAAUGAACUCCUCUUCAAUCCCCUCGUCAAAUGGUUCUACAAAGGCCCCGUCAGCAGCCAGAUCCACAAAUUCUUGUGGAGCCCUGCACCGCUGCACUACAAGAUUUCGAUGAUGGCUUACAUGUUCUCGUAUUACGGAAUAGCAGCCUCAGUUACAAUCUCCGUAAUCAACUACAUAAUGCUCGGUUUCCAAUUCCCCACAGACGAUUUCUACAUGCACAGUUUCGAAAUCUGGCUAGCCACAUUCGUAGUCUUUUUCGGAGCCGGAAGCGUCGGGUACGUGCUUUUGCAGUAUAGACUUGGGGAGAAGGGGAUCAUCGGGGGUGCGAUUGAGUGUUUUGGAUGGAUGCCAUUCUUCUUCUUCUUCUUUGGAGGACUAGGCAUACCACUCUCGCAAGCUAUCCUUGCACAUAUGUUUUCCUACAAUAUCACAUGGAGCGCGACGAAGAAAGAAGUCGAGAGGUCGAAUUUCUUCAAGGAGGUUCCGAGGAUUUUCAAGAGGUGCGUUUUUUUCUGUUUUUGGUUUAGACGUUUCGGGUGCUUGUCGUUACGUUGCGCAAGCGCCCACUCUUCAUAUUGGCGCCCUUGACGAUCAUGAUGUGGUAACGUUGGCGCCCAAUUUUCGUUCCGCCGAAACGUGCGCAUCAGUGACGUUUGUUCCAGGUGCUAUCUCCUUUUUGGGGGAUUUUCCAUGUUUGUUUCUCCGGAAAU
Suillus paluster is the source of this 3174-nucleotide messenger RNA. RefSeq names its product glycosyl transferase family group 2-domain-containing protein. Lineage: Eukaryota; Fungi; Basidiomycota; Agaricomycetes; Boletales; Suillaceae. Bases 74 to 3052 code for a protein of 992 amino acids. The transcript has 13 exons. The record is from RefSeq and is a predicted model, not a curated record.